GUUACGUCUGUGUGCGGUGCUCGUGUGUGCGACGUAAAAAAAGUCGCGGUGAAGUUAUUCUUGCAUCGUCACUAUACCAGACGCCGAUACGUUCUGCAUAUUACAUUAUGCAAAUGGGGUAACGUAGCGUAGUGAUGAUCCGGUCGUUAAAACUUGUAUCGCGGCGCUAGCUUCCUCAAAAUACGCUUCGAUAAAAUCGAAUCUAUCGCGGGAGUUAUCACACGCGUGCUUGCGCGCGUGGUUAAGCUGUUACGUCACCGGCAAUUCCAACUACGUGGAACUGUUGCGUCGCAUAUAAAUAUCGCUACAUGUACUUGCCACGGCGAGUAUGAGAAUCAAAGGUUUCUCGUAAUGAACGAGACGCGCAAUCAUCAACUUUUUUGUUCAUAAUCACUUUCGAAAUGCAAUGAUAGAUGGAAGAAUAGAUAAUAUAAAAAGAAAUGCGAGGAUUUAGAGCCAUGGAAGUGUAAUAUUAGGCUACGGCGCUCAGCAAUCUGGAGGAGAUGCAGCACAACGCCAUGUACCGUAGCGACAACAGAAGCCGAAGCAUGGGGGUGGGACCUAUGCGAUCUCGACCGAUGGAAAAAAGGCACGACACGUCACCGUACAGCGGCGUGCCUUACCUGUCGCCACCGCCACCGGAUACCUGGCGGAGAACAAACUCGGACUCCGCUUUGCAUCAGAGCGCCAACGAGGCUUGCCAAUCAACCUCUGCCAUACCUCAUCGACGAGAUCAACACGCUAUGACCGGAAGUGGAAAUGACAACAGAGAUUCUCAUCAUAGUUUCAUCGAACGACCAAGAUCCUCGUGCGAAAUGCCUAGAGUGCCUGGGAUUAAUAUAUACCCGAGCUCGCAACCACCGGGACAGCAAAUACCUAUAGGCAACAACACAGGGUCGUUGCCCGACUUGAGCAACGUACACUUUCCGUCGCCACUCCACACUCCUCUGGACCAGGAGGAUCAUUCGAGUAGUACGCCGUUCAGCAAUAGUCCUCAAACGAGCAGUCCCACAAACCUGUCCAGUCCGACCAGCUUGGCACAAGCUGGUAGGCUCUCCUUUUCACAGGAUCCGUCAAGCGUCCAAACCCAUUUAUCAGUGCCUGUUAACUCUAGGUUUCUUCACACGUGUAAGCAGGGUGUGGCACUGGAAAACAGCACAAGUACUUCGCAACAGGAUCUUCAGAGUUAUCCGCAGCAACCGGCGCCGACGGCGACGUCUCAUAGCCCGACUGCUGGCCAUUACAUUUAUCAACAACCGCACAGUCCUGUACCGCAAAGUCCAAAAACGUCACAGCACCAGCACCAGCAACAGCAACAUCAGCAAUCGCAGCUCAAUUCGUUAGGAUCGUAUAGAUCCACGCAGUCGGUGAACAGGCCGUCGCCGCAAUCGUCACCUAGUCUAACCGUUCAAGGAAGUCCCUUAAGUUAUAGCAAUAAUCCAUCGGCGCCGCCUAGUCCUACAGGACAUCCGGGUCCACCCAACUUGACGUCCGAUCCUAUCGAUCAGAAUACUUAUUUCAUCAAUCAGGCGCAAGCGGCGGCCCUCCAACAGGAUUUCGAACAGUUUACAAUGGGACUGGAGUGGCCCAAAUUUGCGCAGCAGCUGAUGGAACUCGGUUGCACCUGGACCACGCAGAUAGAGAUGGACACGCCGGUGCAGACGAACACGAUUGGGACGUUUAUCGGGUCACCAAAUCAUACUACGAGUUACACGCAGAACGACGUGAUUAAUGUCGGCGAAUUAGGCAGUGGAGACACGGGAUACUUCAGCACGAGUCCACAAAUGGCGUAUCAACCUACGACGACGACGACCACUGCUACUCAGCAGCUAACACCGCAGACUCCAAAUACACCCACAAUUAUUCUCACAGACUUUUCUGGUGCGGAUGAUCUUACGAAUCCGGAAUUUGUGAAAGACCUCGGAACGGCAAUGAUGGGUGAUUUUGACCCAGAAAUGUUUCCAUCGGACGAUGCCCUUAGACAGGGCCUUGAUCCGAUCGAUGUGGAUGGUCUACAAAUGCUGGCUGAUCCUACGAUGGUUAUAUCGGACUCCAGCGCCGAAGCCCACUUUAGAUUAGAUCGACUUUAAGAGAAGAAAUUUUACUCAUUUACCAACACUCGUGACGACUAUUGCGUAGGAUAAAUUCUGUCCUGGUGUCGUGAUUAAUUCUUAAGACACUUUGACAUAUUGGGGUACCACUUCUUGGACACUGGCAGAUUUGCAGGGAAACGCGCGUCAAUAUGUAUAAAUAUUUGUAAAUUUUAUUUACAGCGUAUAAACUUAAAUAGAUUUAUACGCGAAUAUUUUUAUCUCGUUAAAAUGCUGUGCAUUUUUUAAUCUCAUCCAUAUAUAAUGUCAGAUCUGUAUUGUUUUUAUGGAUAGCGUACUUGCGUAUCUGAAAUAUCUUUCGAAAUAUUUUCUGGAAACAGGUCAGUGGUCAAUGAAAGUUGUUUCCCGCUCGUGAUAAACUGCUACUUGACGAUUAAGUAAUAUAUAUGAAUCUUUAUUAACCCUUUUUUUAUUUUACACUACUUUGUACAUUGUAUCAUGUAUGAUCUCUAAGAAGCACAAAAGAAAAAGGUUUACUGAUUUAUACAUGCUUUUAUCAUAAUGCAAUUAUAGUGAAGUAAUCUACCGUUUAGGCCAAUUUAAAGUUAGAAAAGACGAUCGAUUAUGCUUCUCAACGAGGAGUAAUUAAAAACGUAUAAAGAUAUAGAAGUGAGAGAGGAGGGAGAUGCCUAUCGGCGGUACACGCCAACAGCGAUUCUAGAUUCUUAUAUUUCCUUUUCCUCAUUACAUCCUUGCGAGCAACUUACAAUCAUAAACAUUUAUAUUAAUAAUACCUAGGUCAUACAAAUAAUUUGUUACUUUUUUCUCUCACUCUUAAUAUCGCAUUCGCAUUAUGCUAUGAAUUAGUUUAGGCAAUACAGGAUUGUAUUUGAUUAUUGAAUAAAUUUAGGCUUGAUUAAUAUUCAGAGAACAUUAUUGUCGAAUCUGUGAUACUGAACUAUGAAAAAAAUCUAAGAAAUUCAAAAGUGAUUUUACCAAAGAGACUACAUAAAAAGUUUUUCAAGAACGGGUUUUUUACUUUUCAAACAUGCACAAUCCUGCUAUUGAUAAUCAUGUCCACAUUUAUCACUUUAUUUAAAGAAUGAUUAAUUAUAAUUUCUUUGUUAAUUAUUAAUUGCUUUUCUCAUUGCUAAAUAAACGCAGUGAUAAUAACUAGUAGGAAGAAAAUAUCAUAUGCGUGUACCCUCGGCGGUUGUCAAUUGUUUUUUGAAAGUAAUACAUUAUACUUUAUAUGCAUUCGAUAAUUAAUCGAAUGUAAAAUUAAGAUAAUUGUUAAUAACUGUGAAAUCAAGAAGAUGAUCCUUAUAUCUAGACACAUUGUAAGUAGCGUACCAUAUCUUUCUCGAUAACAUUCAAAUUCUUCGUUCUAGUUAAAGACAUAAUGUAGGCGAAUAGUGUUGCGGAAUCAGGCUACGGCAUAUCGAAGAACGCGGAUAGAAUCUAUGGUAUAGCGUAGUCUGAAUCUUACGGUGCAUAUUUCAGCACACAUACACCUCUUUCACAUUAUAUUAAAUAGAUUGAAAUUUAAACAGACGUAAAUCGCAAUGAAAUCGCUAUCGUUAAUAUCACAUUCAUAUCUUAUAAAUAUAGAUCAUCCUCUGUCUGCAAAGAUGAAUAAAUAUACGGAAUGACGCUAAGGAAGCUCUUGUACAUACGGAGUGAAAGAGUAUGUCUCUUUUUAUAUUAUCACUAUUAGACGCUAUCAAUUGGCGCAUGCUUCGUAAAAAAAAAUAUCACAAGAGCUUCUUUACACAAUGAGAAACCCGCAGAGAGUGCAUCUUAACGGAAGAAAUUUAACAAUAAUCUUUACAUAUUUAAAAUAUGAUGUGAUCACGAGUUGAAACAUUGCUAUAUCCAAAAAUUUAUCGUAGUAGAUGAUUCUCUUCCCGUUUGCUCUCUCUCUCUCUCUCUUUUACUUGCAAAAUCUCGUCCGCGUAUAUGCAAACGCAAGAGGUGCCAAAAGCGCGUAGAUAUUCGUCAUAGAUUGUAAGAUCGUGCUAUCGAUUCAUAAUCGUGCAAUAUAAACGUUUGUAUAUGAUCGUCGGCCGUUUAACAUAAGGUUUAAACCAAGUUAAAUGUUAACCAAGAUCGUAACGUCAAUUUGUCAUUGUCAUUUUAACCGUAAAUACGAAAGGCUUGCAAAGGGGAAUAUAAAUAGCACAGAGAUUUUAACUAGAAUCUUUGAAAAAGAAAGAGAUUUAUUCCUGUUAUCGUAUCUGACAUAUGUUGCGAAACAUACAUUACUACCUUUCAAUAUAUUUAAAGCUGCGAUAUAUUCAAAAUAAAGAUUACGGGUAAUGUGUGCAAUAUAUGGCAAAAAUCAUAGAAAGAAAAUGACGUUAUUGUAUUAAUUGUUGUGCUAUUAAGCGAAUUUAAUCAAUCUUCAAUUAAAUUGAUAUUAUUUUUAUCGAAAUAAAACAUUGUAAUAUGAUUGUUAAAUAGAUAGAUGAUAUAAUCUGACAGCGCUAAUUUCAGCUCGCAUUAAUCUUAACGAAUGGGAGUAUAAUUGUAAUAGUAUCGAGUUAUCGGCCUUAAAUAUCUGAAUGAGAACUAUGCACGUGCUUUUAUAUUAAAAUCUCUCUUAUCGUUGCACAACACUGUUUUCAGAUAUUAUAUAUUUUUUUCUUACUUAUAAAACUUCUGACAAAUGUCUUUCCCCUAAUAAAUAUUUGAUACAUCUCAAUCUCGUUUAAAGUAAAUAUUUAAUUCGCAAUUAUUCGUAAAUAAUGAACGAUGCCUCGAUACUAAAACCAAUGAUAUUCUUUUUAUAGUUUGACAUAUACGGCGACCGUGAUUGAGAGAUAUGUGAUAUCUGGAGAUACGUUUUAUAGAAAAAGAAUUAAUUUUUCACAAAAAAUAUUUAAAAAUUUUACAGUUCUGUAUACAGAUCGUAAUACCGAAUUUUUUUUGAUAAUUUGUACAAGCUUGCGAAUAAGCUUGAUGAAAUUCAAAGACAGAAUGUAAAUGUAUAACGAACUUUAUAUUUUGUUUAGUGUUACAUACACAAUUCGGAUAAUGAUAUAAAUUAAUUUUCUAAAAACAAAUUUCUUUUUUAAAAGUAGAAAGUGAAAUGAGAUUCUUACUGAAUCGUAUUUUCUAAUUUCAAACAAGAUCAUGAUGAUCCAAUAUAGCACGACCAAAGUAUCCUCAGGAAGAUUUUACAACUUAAAACGUAUAAUCUUGCAAAUUCGUACGUGUCUUCGCACAUACUGCUAUGAAACACGUUAAAGCCUCAAUCGAAACAAAUUUUAUGUACUCUGUUUCAUUCUAUCUUCUAUGUGUUUCUAAAUUCCAAAUCCAGAUUUUUUUAAAUUUCUAACAGGAAA
Molecule: messenger RNA, 5398 nt
Organism: Acromyrmex echinatior (Panamanian leafcutter ant)
Lineage: Eukaryota; Metazoa; Arthropoda; Insecta; Hymenoptera; Formicidae
Gene: Crtc
Product: CREB-regulated transcription coactivator
Biological process (GO): protein homotetramerization; positive regulation of transcription by RNA polymerase II
Cellular component (GO): cytoplasm; nucleus
Molecular function (GO): cAMP response element binding protein binding
Source: RefSeq, a predicted model, not a curated record